This is a messenger RNA of Syzygium oleosum, 1374 nucleotides long. RefSeq names its product protein ABA DEFICIENT 4, chloroplastic. Lineage: Eukaryota; Viridiplantae; Streptophyta; Magnoliopsida; Myrtales; Myrtaceae. The transcript is spliced from 7 exons. The coding region runs from base 369 to 1115 and encodes 248 amino acids. The record is from RefSeq and is a predicted model, not a curated record.
GCAUACUCGCUCAAAAGCUUUGGGGAGAUGUCAUUAAUGGGACUCGACCUACAUGUUGAGCGCACGUGGGCAGCUCUGCUUCCGUUUUUCUGGUGCUUCAACUCAGUGCGCUCCUCCUGGUGACUUUCUUCGUACAAGAAAGCAAAGCACCUUUUUCUGUUUCGCACUAUUUUCUCUCUGUCUCUCACUCUCGUCCUUUGAGCUGCGGGUCUUCGCUUGCCCAACUCGAAAUAGAAAAUACCCACUUCACUCUCUCUCUCUCUCUCUCUCUCUCUCUUUUCGGAGGCUCAAGCUGUAAUUCGUUAUAAAAGCAUUAAGCGGAUGAAGAAGGCGUUAUCGGGUUUGGACAUCUCGUUCUUGCUGCAAAAAUGGGCUUCUCUUCUUGCUUGUGCCAUGCUCACUUCCCUCCACUCCAGAUUGGCAGUUCAAGAUUGAUAAAAAACGCUUCAGAUCGAAAUUCUAUCGGAGCACGUCAAAGAUCCUCAUUUCCUCUGAAAGGUAGUAACACUGAGCUUUUAGGCCUACAGAUUCCGAGGGCAGGAGACAACAUACGCAGGGAGUGGAGUUUUGCCCAAGGAUCAAGAAUUGUUACAAUACCAUACUCAGCAAGAGUCAUCCGAAACCAGAAAGCCCUUGGAUUACAUGCUUCUUGGUUGACAACAUCUCAAAUUGCUAGCAGUGCUUUCACUUGGGGAACUGUAGCUGUUCUCCCUUUCUACACUCUCAUGGUUGUGGCUCCUAAGGCUGAACUGACUAAGAAAUCCAUGAAGACCGGUGUACCAUUUAUUGUGCUCGGGCUUUUCUAUGCAUACUUAUUAUACCUCUCCUGGACACCUGACACGCUAAAGGCGAUGUUUUCAAGCAAAUAUUACUUGCCAGAGCUUCCUGGGAUUGCAAAGUUGUUCACAAAUGAAAUGACUGUAGCUUCUGGAUGGAUUCACUUACUGGCCGUAGAUCUCUUCGCUGCAAGGCAGGUCUUCCAGGAUGGAUUGGAAAACCAAAUCGAGACACGGCAUUCAGUCUCUCUUUGCUUGCUGUUCUGUCCCAUUGGAAUCGCCACUCAUUUCGUCACAAAAGCACUGACCAGUGGAAACAAAUAUGAUAUAAAGCAUUAACGGAAUAACUUCAUUUGAGCAUUGAGGUGAGUGUGGAUGAAGUUAAGGAUUUCUUCCUGUCACUGUACCCUGAACUUCCUCCAGACCUCCUCCUUGACCAGGACAAUGAGGUCGAGCAUGUCUGGCGAGGUUGAGGUGCCGAUGAUUAUGAAGAUGUUCGCAGGUUUUGUGGAAACUGUUGCCCCUCCCACUCUAACCUUUAGGGCCUGCUUGUUCAACCAAAGUCGCGGUUGCGACUCCUGAAUUUAUGGUGUUAAAA